AUGCCUGCCGAGAUCCCAGACGCCGACCCCGAUGAGCCCGUCGAGACCAAGCCCUUCAAGUUCGUGACUGCUGGCUUCGACGCCCGUUUCCCCAACCAGAACCAGACCAAGCACUGCUGGCAAAACUACGUUGACUACCACAAGUGCAUCAACGCCAAGGGAGAGGAGUUCAAACCCUGCAGACAGUUUUUCCUUGCUUACCGAUCUCUCUGCCCCAAGUCCUGGACCGAUCGAUGGGACGACCAGAGAGAAGCCGGCAACUUUCCUGCUCGCCUCGACCGAUAG
This is a messenger RNA of Trichophyton rubrum CBS 118892, 285 nucleotides long. RefSeq lists its product as uncharacterized. Lineage: Eukaryota; Fungi; Ascomycota; Eurotiomycetes; Onygenales; Arthrodermataceae. The record is from RefSeq and is a predicted model, not a curated record. The transcript has 6 exons. Gene Ontology annotation, cellular component: mitochondrion; respiratory chain complex IV. Bases 1 to 285 code for a protein of 94 amino acids.